UUUACUUCUCAAUGCUCAAUGAGUGAGCCAAAUUUUCAGUGAAAAACGUCAUAAAAACGACCUAAAAUAACCGUAAAACUAAAAUAAUAUCGAUGUGUAAUUGUGUUAAUUAUUACAAGUGAUGUAUUUAUGUGUCACGGCAAUGGUUAAAUUGACGUUAAAACAAUGAAUUUGUUACGUCUUGACCAGCUGAUGGCGGGUGAAAUAACUCAAUGCUCCUUUGCUGGGUUUCAUAAUUGACGGAAGGAUUACCAAAAAAAAAAAAAAAAUUAAAACUGAAAACUGUGUGUGUGAAAAGUUUUUUUUUUAUAGAAAAAUUAUGAAAUAAACCAUGAGUGAUUUAUUUAUUUGAAAAGUGGGUUCAAUCCACAAGAGACUAGUCAACCGGCUUGCUCUUAGGGCGUGCACAUCUUAACCUAUCCUUUUUUUAACGUUGGCCCCUGCGGCUGAGAUGCGAGGCUUUGCCCCAGCUUUGUGUAUAAAUAUCAACUAAAAAAAAUCCACGUGUUUAUAUAAACACGUGAAAACCACAAAACUUUGUGAGAAAAUUUAAAAAUUUUUUGUGUGUGAAAAUCCUUUUUGUCCCCCAGUUCUUUUUUUUGUUUUAUUUAUUUAUAUUAUUCAACGACACAAUGUCCACUACAUUUGUUGAUCGAAUUGAUCCGUUUGCAAAACGGUCGUUAAAAAAGAAAACGAAAAAGUCACAAGGAAGUUCACGAUAUCGUAAUUCACAGGAUGUUGAAUUACAAGCGCUACCAUUGCUUAAAGCCGAUGUGACGUCCGGUGAACAAGAGGAUCUAUUUAUUCGUAAAUUACGACAAUGUUGUGUAGCAUUCGAUUUUAUGGACGCUACGGCCGACUUAAAAGGUAAAGAAGUCAAACGUGCUACGUUAAAUGAACUUGUGGAGUACAUUACAACCGGACGUGGUGUGCUUACCGAGCCUGUUUAUCCUGAAAUUAUUAAAAUGAUAUCAGCAAAUCUAUUUCGAACAUUACCUCCAAGUGAAAAUCCAGACUUUGAUCCAGAAGAGGAUGAUCCAACGCUGGAGGCGAGCUGGCCCCAUCUUCAGCUUGUAUAUGAAUUUUUCCUACGAUUUCUCGAAAGUGCUGACUUUCAACCCACCAUAGGCAAAAAAGUUAUUGAUCAAAAAUUUGUUUUACAGUUGUUAGAUCUAUUCGAUUCAGAAGAUCCUCGGGAGCGAGAUUUUCUAAAAACAGUUUUGCAUCGUAUAUAUGGCAAAUUUCUUGGCCUACGAGCAUUUAUUCGUAAACAAAUUAAUAAUAUAUUUUUAAGAUUUGUCUACGAAACUGAACAAUUUAAUGGUGUUGGAGAAUUAUUAGAAAUUUUGGGAAGUAUAAUAAAUGGAUUUGCGUUGCCGUUAAAAACAGAACAUAAACAGUUCCUUGUGAAAGUGUUAAUACCGUUGCACAAGGUGAAAUGUUUAAGUUUAUAUCAUGCACAAUUAGCAUAUUGUGUUGUACAAUUUUUGGAAAAAGAUGCUACGUUAACUGAACCAGUUGUACGUGGUCUACUCAAAUAUUGGCCAAAAACAUGUAGUCAAAAAGAAGUUAUGUUUUUGGGUGAAAUUGAAGAAGUAUUGGAUGUUAUUGAACCAACACAAUUUACUAAAAUACAAGAACCAUUAUUUAGACAAAUAUCUCGUUGUGUAAGCAGCCCACAUUUUCAGGUUGCUGAACGAGCACUUUAUUUUUGGAACAACGAGUACAUAAUGUCAUUAAUGGAAGAAAAUAAUCAUGUGAUUAUGCCAAUCAUGUUCCCAGCUUUAUAUCGUAUUAGUAAAGAACAUUGGAAUCAAACCAUAGUUGCACUUGUUUAUAACGUUUUGAAAACAUUUAUGGAGAUGAAUUCUAAAUUAUUUGAUGAACUUACGGCUAGUUAUAAAGCUGAGAGACAAAAAGAAAAAAGACGUGAAAAAGAACGUGAUGAGCUUUGGAAACGUUUAGGUGAAUUGGAAAUAACAACUAAAAAAAAUGUCCAUCACAGCCCAACAACAACUAGUAACAAAAAGUGAUAGCCAAUCACCUCCUAGUGUCCCUCAUUCAUUAUUAAUAAUAAGAAUAAUAAUUAAUUAUAAAAACAAAUAACAACAAGUCAUUGAAAAAAAAAAAACAAAAAAAUCAAAAAAAUCCUCUUGCGUUUUCCCUUUUAUAUAUUUGAAUGAAAAAAACAAAAAUCACGAGACCCCAAAACAUUUUUUUGAUAGAGAUACGAUACAACGAGAUCUAUUGUUGUGUGUGUCACAUCAAAAUAAAAAAACUAAUCAGCCAGUCACAGACACAUAGACUCCUGAUUAUAAUAAUUAAUUAUCUUGUAGCAAUGAAAAACAAACAAAAUUAUUUAAAAACCAAUCAUCAUACUUACUACAUUUAUAUAAAUCAAAACUUAACAUUUACUUGACAUUUUAAAUGACUCAAGGUUGUGUCCAAUAAAAUCAAAAAAAAAAUAAUUGUGCUAAAUUAUGUCUUGUUUGUUAACGGUCGUCGUCAGGUAAGUCAGAAUCCAUCUUUUUCAUCACACCCACAACACAUACAUACACACACAUACAUAUAUAUUCACAAAAAAUCCACAUCCACAAUCUUUUUUCUGCAAUGGCUGCUAAAAAAAAUUCAUCAUCGUAGAGACCAAAAAAAAUAAAAUAAACAUAUUAUAAAUAUAAAUAUUAUACAAAUUAAUACUUUAUCAAAACAAAACACACCGCCAUUUUUAAAAAAUUUGUUUUUUUCUUAAUAGGUUAGGUCUAUUUAAUCACCUCCCGCCCCCAACUUUUCAUAGAUUUGCGCUAAUUUUUUUUUUUUGUUAUCACUACUCAACAACACAUGAUUAAUGAUGGAAGUUAAAUGUGAUGCGAUUAAGUGUGUGAUUGUGAUGUGUAUUGAACGCGAAUUUGGUGUGAUAUAAUGCGUAAUUCGAAAACAAUCGAUGAUUCUUUUCUAGAAACUUGAAUUUCUGGAAAAGGAUCGUCGAUUGUGUACAUUCCUAAUCGAUUACUAAAAUAAAAGAGAGAUGACAGUGAUAUUUGUCGUAAAAUAAGUGAAGAAUUCUCAAAAUUUCGAGAUCAUGCGGAUGCAAUUAAGAUCACAUUCGAUGUAGUUCGAUAAUCCUUUUCUAAAAGCUUGGAUUUUUAAAUUCCUAAAAAAGAGUUAAUCGAGUACUGAAAGAAAAGCGAAAAGACAGUGAUAUGUAUUCGAGUUAUUUUUAGAAACAGGCAAAGAAUUAAUUAGCGGGGUUUUGAACAAAAAAGGGAAUUAAUGCGAGGAAUUUGAACGACGAGUGUUAAAAAAGGAGCGCGAGUU
Molecule: messenger RNA, 3315 nt
Organism: Chrysoperla carnea
Lineage: Eukaryota; Metazoa; Arthropoda; Insecta; Neuroptera; Chrysopidae
Gene: wdb
Product: serine/threonine-protein phosphatase 2A 56 kDa regulatory subunit alpha isoform
Exons: 8
Coding region: 633-2033 (466 amino acids)
Biological process (GO): signal transduction; protein dephosphorylation
Cellular component (GO): nucleus; protein phosphatase type 2A complex; cytosol
Molecular function (GO): protein phosphatase activator activity
Source: RefSeq, a predicted model, not a curated record